GGAAAAUGAAGGCUAUUUUCUGUGGAAAUUUCGAAUAUGAUUGCCGGGAGUCUGAGCUGGAGCGGCUUUUUAGACGAUAUGGGAAGGUUGAUAGGGUGGAUAUGAAGGCUGGAUUAUCUUUGCAUAUCCAUUUACUCCCAAGCUAAUGGAUGGGCUUUUCAGAAAUGUGUUUCCUGCCAAUGAUGCACAUCUUCGAAUCAUUCAAUAUGUUCCACAAUGGCAUAACUCUACGUAUUCCUCAGUCACAUUUGCCUUUCAAUUUUUGUGCCUUUUGCCAGUCUUCACUUUCGGACAUGUUUCGAGGUUGAAAUAUUGCCAACCUCACAGCAGAGGCAGCUGAAUGAAUGGAGAAUGCACUCACUUUCCACUGACCCACCAUGAGACCUACACUUUUGGAUUCUUGUUCUUGACACCACUUUGUUUAUUACGCAAGGAUUUGCUUUUAUCUAUAUGGAAGAUGAGAGAGAUGCUGAUGCUGCAAUUCGCGCUCUUGAUCGGAUAGAGUUUGGUCGAAAGGGGCGCAGACUUCGUGUAGAAUGGACAAAGGGAGAGCGUGGCAUUCGAAGGCCUGCUGAGCGUCCAAAAAGAUCUUCAGCUAAUGUAAGACCAUCAAAGACCUUAUUUGUAAUUAAUUUUGAUACAUACCAGACCAGAACAAGGGACUUGGAGAGGCACUUUGAGCCAUAUGGUAAGAUAGUCAGUGUGAGGAUCAGAAGAAAUUUUGCAUUUGUUCAGUAUGAUUCAGAAGAUGAUGCUUCCAAAGCACUGGAAGCUACAAAUAAUAGCAAGUUGUUGGAUCGGGUUAUUUCAGUUGAAUUUUCUUCUAAAGACGAUGACGCUAGGAGAAAUGGACAUAGCCCGGAUAGGGGCCGUGAUCGUCAACGUGACAGAAGCCGUGAUGGAAGGCGAUCACCCAGUCCUUAUCGUAGAGAAAGGGGUAGUCCUGAUUAUGGCCACGGGCCUAGUCCAUAUAAGAGAGAGAGGAGCAGCCCUGACUAUGGGCGUGGCAACAGCCGUAGUAGAAGCCCCCCCUAUAAGAGGGAGAGGAGUAGCCCUGCUUAUGGGCGUCGAAGCGUUAGUCCUUACAGAAGAGAGAGGGAUGGUUCUGAGCCUGUUCGUGGCACUAGCCCCAGUCCUUAUCACAAAGAGCGUGGGAGAACUGGCCGGUCUCCCUCUCAGAGUCCCGAAGAAGGAGAGAGGAUAGACCUUCGAAAUGAUCAUGGAUCUGAGCAUAGUCCUUAUGACACUGUGAAGGAUAGCCCUGAAAAUGGCCAUCACCGGAGGCAUAGUCCUGAUGCAAUAGGGAACCCCAGCCCAUACAAUGAUUCUAGAAGAAGCCCUAGUCCUGAUGCAAAAGGGAACCCCAGUCCAUACAAUGAUUAUGGAGGGAGCCCAAAUACUGUGCCUGAACCCAGGGACAGUCCCAACUAUGGUGGUGCUGAAAGUCCCAUGCAGGAGCAAUAUCGCAGCCAGAGCCGGUCACCCCCUGCAGAAGAAUGAUUUCAGUCGUUGAUGAAAAAGCCCGAAGGACCAACAGAUUGUAUAACAUGGUCAUUACAAGACUAAAUUUAGUUUCAGCAAAUGGCAUUAGUGUAGUGUCGAUAAAGCUUUGAAACUUGUGGUGGUUUGACAAUUUUUCUGGUAUCUAUUCAUUUAGAUAGUUUCAUACUUCAAUCUUUAAUGUUUUAGAAUCUUUGUUUUUAAAGGCAAAUAGUGGUGCCUAUUUGAUCAAUAUUAUCGAACUUGUGUAGUUUUAUAAAAGUUGUCGCCAAAUCCUUGUGCGCCCUUGAGGCAUUCAAGGUAA
Trifolium pratense (red clover) is the source of this 1804-nucleotide messenger RNA. RefSeq names its product serine/arginine-rich splicing factor RS40. The transcript is spliced from 6 exons. NCBI's taxonomy places the organism in Eukaryota, Viridiplantae, Streptophyta, Magnoliopsida, Fabales, Fabaceae. The coding region runs from base 451 to 1500 and encodes 349 amino acids. Gene Ontology annotation, biological process: mRNA splicing, via spliceosome. Gene Ontology annotation, cellular component: nuclear speck. The record is from RefSeq and is a predicted model, not a curated record. Gene Ontology annotation, molecular function: RNA binding.